Molecule: messenger RNA, 1296 nt
Organism: Panicum virgatum (switchgrass)
Lineage: Eukaryota; Viridiplantae; Streptophyta; Magnoliopsida; Poales; Poaceae
Product: GEM-like protein 7
Exons: 3
Coding region: 34-897 (287 amino acids)
Source: RefSeq, a predicted model, not a curated record
GCCCAAGCAAAGCUUCCACCACCGCGCCUAUAAAUGGCGCCCUCGGCGGCUGCGCUCCGGUACCAAUCCACGAUUCCUUACACGCUAAGGCGUCGACCUCCGGUUCUUCUUCUUCUUCCAUCCUUCCGCGCGACGCAGGCGAGACCAGCGCCCAGCACUCUGCUCUUUCAGCUGAGUUUGCUCCUAGCAGACAUGAGGAAGUCGAGCAGCGGCGGCUGCGGCCAUGUCAUCGGGGUCCCGGUCACCUCCAAGGCGUUCGGGACAGAGGAGGCGGCGUCCACCAGGGAUCUGUCGUCGUUCAGGAAGGGCGACGGCGACCACCUCGCCGUCUCGCUCACGCACCCCAGCCCGUACGCGUCUUUCGGCUACAACCACAGCAGCAAGGGCCAGGUGACCCACUGGGUGAGCAAGCUGAGCAGGCGGGCGCAGGGCUUCAGGGAGCAUGUGACCCUGGGCCCGAAGCUGUCGGAGACGGUGAAGGGGAAGCUGAGCCUGGGCGCGCGGAUCCUGCAGGCCGGCGGCGUCGAGCGCGUGUUCCGGCAGGCCUUCUCCGCCGACAAGGGCGAGCGUCUGGUCAAGGCGCUGCAGUGCUACCUCUACACCACGGGCGGCCCCAUCGCCGGGAUGCUCUUCGUGUCCACCAGGAAGGUCGCCUUCCGCAGCGACCGCCCCAUCACGGUGAGCUCGCCCAGGGGCGACACGGCGCGGGUCACCUACAAGGUGGCGGUCCCGCUCCGGCGGAUCCGCGAGGUCCGGCGCAGCGAGAGCGCCGACAGGCCCGAGGAGAAGUACAUCCGCGUCGCCACGGUGGACAACUUCGAGUUCUGGUUCAUGGGGUUCGUCAGCUACCAGCGGUCGUGGAGGUGCAUGGAGCAAGCCGUCUCGGAGCCGCAGUGACAGCGCGCGGCCCGGGUGGUGAGGAGGAGGUCCGGUGCAAUGGCGGCCCUGUCGGCACGACGAGAAGAGGAUGCUACGGGCUGCAUGCGUCGCCAUCUUUUGUUGCGACGAGGUAGCCGUAGUAGCUAAAGAUUGCCCCCAAUCUAAAUCCGGAUCGGGGCAAUUGAGUUCCUUCCGCGUACGAUUUUAGAUCAACUUUGUGUUGCUCGAAGCGGUUGCGUGAAUCAUGGACCGACCCAGUGAUUACAGUGAUUAACCAUUUGUGCAUGUUGUUGUUGAAUGGAAGAGCGAGCUUACCUUUCCGAAUUGUUUUCUGCUGUGCCUUUCUGAUCUUUGUACUAGACUACUAGUGUGUGUAAGAAGAUGAAAAUAUAACUCCGACUCGGAGCUUUGGUAGUA